GUUUUCUUCAUUUGGUCGAUUGACAUUUGUCUCUUUGAUGGUACAUGUCAUGUACCGUGCAGCUGUACUAUGCCUCGAAGCCAUUCUUUUGCCAUGGCUGAGAGGCAACACAUCCACACGACACGACACACAGCGACCACAAAUUGAGAUCGACACAUCCAUCCACCACCCACUCAACCAAACACAGUCUCUCUCUCUCUCUGUCUGUCCGAUGCGAUGCAAUGCGAUCAUCACUUAGGUAUUCUUGUCCCUGCCCCUGCUCGUGCCGGUGCUGUGUGUGGUGGUGGUGCUCCUCUCUCCCACCCCACCCAUCUCCCUCUCCCUCUCCCUCUCCUUGGCCCUCUCGUCAGUGGCCCCUUCGCUAAUGCUCAUGAGCGCAUCGAACUCGGGCAGCUGGUACUGAUAAAACGUCCCCAACUGCAGUGGAUGGAUGCACCAACACACACACACACACACUGAUGGGAGAGGGUGAGAGGGCGGUGGUGAGGUGUGCUGGCUGACCAUGAGGCUCGCCACGAAUACGCCGCAGCAGACGACCGAGUUGAGGUACUCGUGGAGAAACGGGAAGCGUUCAGGGGCAGGCACUACCAUCUGCACACACACGACCACACACACGGGGAGAGACCAGAUGAGCAACAACAGCCCGUGGAGCAAGGGUCAUUACGCCUACAUGCAAGCAGAACAGCCCCGCCAAGACGCCACAGACGCAGACCAACACGGCCGUCCACCCAAAGCCGCACCCCGCCAGCGCACUCCACGCUGCAGUCCUGUCGUCUCGGAUUCUGCACCUCUCGGCCAUCCGUCGCGCCACGAGCUCUCUGUCUUGGGCGCGUGCACGGCGGCCGUGUGGCCCCGAGAGGUUGGAAAUCUCGCUGGAGUCGUGCAUCAGCAGCCGGGCGUGUGCCGACAGGAAAGCCCCGAGAUGGCGCCAUUGGGAGGGAUCGGCCAGACAUGAGAGGCUCAGAUGGCCUGCAAAGAAAGAAAGAAACGGAUGUGUCUGUGGGGAUGGGUUGUGGGGUAUCGGCUGGGUAUGUACCUCUUGAGGUGGCCUGUAUGGUGGCCACGGCGAGAGCCACCCACGCGACGGUGAGGAUGACGAACGACGGCAGCAGCUGGUCCUUGAGCAUCAGAGGCAGCAGCGAGUAGCUCGCCGCCAGCAGCAACACGACACACGACGCACCUACAGCACACACGAACAGACCACCACUCUCUCUCCCUCUCUCCCUCUCUGUCCAUCUGUCCAUUGCUCACCGUAUUGUGGCAGGAGCAGGCACGCAGGCAGUGCGGGCAGCAGGAUGGCCUUCUCAUGCACUUGCCACGAGAAGAGAAAGAAGCUCAUCGAGCAGUUGAACAGACACACCUCGAACCGCUUCGCCGUCGGCCGCCGCAUGACGUCCCAGCAGGAGGGGAGGAACCCCACAGCCGUCAUCCACGCGGCCACCCCGACGGCCCACUGCAGGUGCACCCCGUUGUCCAUGGCUGCGAGCCGUUUCAGCUUGACGAUUGGCGAGAGAGCCACCCACACCGUCGCCGCAUAGUCCUCGUAGAGGCCGCGGUUGAAUGGGAACACGCGACGGAGGAUCGGGAUCAGCGAGGACAUGCGCAGUGACUGAACGGGCCGAAAGAGAGAGAGAGAGAGAGAGAGAGGUGGUUGGGGGGUUGAAGGCGUGCAGGUGAGUGCGCUCACUCACCGCCAGCAGCCUCUCUACCAGGCUAUUCCCAGGGACCUCUUCCUCCCCAGCCAACAGAAAGGGCAUCAACACCACAAGUGCCGUCAGGACGACCACCAGACCGAUCUUGGCCACGUUGACAACAGCGGUGAGCGGGCGCACGAAUCUCAGUCGGCGUCUGAUGCCCUUGUCGACGGCCACUGUGCGGGUGGACAGGCCCAGCAGAGUGAAGAAGAAAGCAGGGGCGUAGUAGAGCAGCGUCUGCUUGUACAGCAGGGCGAGGGUGAAGGCUAUAUACCCACACACAUCCAUCCACACAGAGAGAGACACUGAUGCAUUGUACGUGUCGGCGUGGAUCAUGCACUCACCUGAAGCGGCGAUCAGGUAUCUCUUAGUGGCAAUGAGGCCCACCGCCCAGAGAGUCAGGCCGAGCGCCACGCAGUUGUACUGGAAGUGGCCAUGGUCGAUCAGAAUGAACGCCGGACACAGCAGCAACAGACACAAGGUCGACACACGCAUCCGCCAGCUGAACCCUUGACACUGACACGCACAGACACACACACAUGCAUCCAUCCGCCCAUCCAUCCAUUCACCAGAACACGCCCACCUGCAUUGCGCAAAGGGCAUAGUAGAUGGCUGCCGUGAAGAAGACCAGCACGUCGGCCAGCAGGACGGUCAUGCGCAUGAAGAGCUUGUGCGUGGGCGUCUCGUACCCACGGGACGUCAGCAGCUCCACCGACUGCGGCUCAUAUGCCGCACUCGCGAGGCCGCACGUAUACAUGUGGUAGGCCGUGAGCGGGGGGUAGUCCAGACCCCAGUACUGCAGGUCAUUCGCGUCACUCUCCACGUACCUGAUCCCCAUUCACACAGACACACACACAGAGACAUCCACGCGUGCAAUUGGGGCUCUCCAUUUCUCCCUAUUCCUCCUAUGGACUGACCAGUCCCUGAUAGGGAGGUUGGUGGUGAUUUCCAUCCAGUGCCGCUGCGCCUCGUAGUCGCCAUGCAUCGGGGGCACCCCCCACCCCGAACAAGGGUAUACGCCCACAGCCAGCCGGCACAGCACCGCCAGUAGCACCACCACACCCACGCCGGUCACCCGCAACCGAUGCCGCUCCACAAACCCCAGCAGCGAGGCGACAACCGCCGCGCCACUGUUGCCGUCCCCCUGUUGAUGCACGUUCUUGUCGUCCAUCAGCCGGUCGUUCUGCACUGAUCUGUAGACGAGCGCAGAGAGUCGGUUGACCAUCUCGGAUAGCGUGAUCAGGGGGGUCCAGGCCUCCUGCAGCACGUCCCUCGUCAGCUGCUCGGGCGUCUGGUUGUAGAAGGGCCAUGCGAACGACUGGCAGGCGAUGAGCGGCGGGAGGAAGGGAUACUGUCUGCUCACGUCAAUCACAAACACGGCCUCCUGCGGCGGGUCGGCUCCCCGCAGCUCUCUCAGAAAGAACUUGCCGCUGAAGGAUAGAUAGAUGUGGCAGCCCGAGUCCACCUGUGCUGAUGUGAUAGUCACGCCCUCAUCCAGUUGCUGCUCGAGCAGGCUCAGCUCCCUCUCGAUGCGCAGGCGGAAGAUCUGCUCCCUGGCGGACUUGUCGUCGGCUGGAUGAUGCUGCUGGUGUCUAUCUUGCUGGGCUGAUGGUGCGGUUGAUGCGGCAUCGUCCGAUUGCUGCGACGCUGUGGCAGAGCGGCGACGGGGCUGCGACUCCAUUAUCUUCUUAAUUCGCCCAGAUCACACCCAGAUCUCUUCAUUUGCUGAUCGCGACUGGCUCCCCCUGUAUG
Molecule: messenger RNA, 3446 nt
Organism: Vitrella brassicaformis
Lineage: Eukaryota; Vitrellaceae
Source: the annotation of a GenBank genome assembly